CGUAAAAAUAGUACUAUGAAUUAAAAGCAGUCAAUUGUGUGAUGAGUUUACAAUUUUCAUCGUCUUUGGUUUUGUUUUUAUGGAUAUUUUAGCGAAAAUGUUUGUUUAGCGUGAGUACAUAAACACAACGUCAAGUUUUAGUUUGCAAAGCAUUGUGGGAUUGUAGUGUGCUGUCAGUUACUUCUCCUUCCUUCAUCCGAGCUUUACUUACCAGAAGAACUACAUUUCCCUGCAUGCCGUAGUCGUAAAUACGGAAGUACAACGUCUUUGGCGUGAACGACGGUUGCUAUCAGUAUUCAGCGAGUUCAGAUAAUGUUUGGAUAGUUUGUUAGCGCUUCCUAGCAAGUCGAAGAUCGCUAAACAACUGACGAAAUGUUAAAAAACGGUAAUAUCAGAUUAAAACUGUUUAAUGGGAUUCAUAACAAUCAAAAAACAAAAACGAUUAUGAACCGUCAUUUUAAUAGCGUAAAAAUAGUACUAUUAAUUAAAAACAGUCAAUUGUGUGAUGGGUUUACAUUUUUUAUCGUCUUUGGUUUUGUUUUUAUGGAUAUUUUAGCACGGCGAUUAGCGAAAAUGUUUGUUUAGCGUGAGUACAUAAACACAACGUCAAGUUUUAGUUUGCAAAGCAUUGUGGGAUUGUAGUGUGCUGUCAGUUACUUCUCCUUCCUUCAUCCGGGCUUUACUUACCAGAAAACCUACAUUUCCCUGCAUGCCGUAGUCGUAAAUACGGAAGUACAAGGUCUUUGGCGUGAACGACGGUUGCUAUCAGUAUUCAGCGAGUUCAGAUAAUGUUUGGAUAGUUUGUUAGCGCUUCCUAGCAAGUCGAAGAUCGCCAAACAACUGACGAAAUGUUAAAAGACGGUAAUAUCAGAUUAAAACCGUUUAAUGGGAUUCAUAACAAUCAAACAAAAACGAUUAUGAACCGUCAUUUUAAUAGCGUAAACAUAGUACUAUGAAUUAAAAACAAUCAAUUAUGUGAUGAGUUUAAAUUUUUUAUCGUCUUUGGUUUUGUUUUAUGAAUAUUUUAGCACGGCGACUAGCGAAAAUGUUUGUUUAGCGUGAGUACAUAAACGCAACGUCAAGUUUUAGUUUGCAAAGCAUUGUGGGAUUGUAGUGUGCUGUCAGUUACUUCUCCUUCCUUCAUCCGAGCUUUACUUACCAGAAGAACUACAUUUCCCUGCAUGCCGUAGUCGUAAAUACGGCAGUACAAGGUCUUUGGCGUGAACGACGGUUGCUAUCAGUAUUCAGCGAGUUCAGAUAAUGUUUGGAUAGUUUGUUAGCGCUUCCUAGCAAGUCGAAGAUCGCCAAACAACUGACGAAAUGUUAAAAAACGGUAAUAUCAGAUUAAAACUGUUUAAUGGGAUUCAUCAAAAACAAAAACGAUUAUGAACCGUAAUUUUAAUAGCGUAAACAUAGUACUAUGAAUUAAAAACAAUCGAUUAUGUGAUGAGUUUAAAUUUUUUAUCGUCUUUGGUUUUGUUUUAUGAAUAUUUUAGCACGGCGACUAGCGAAAAUGUUUGUUUAGCGUGAGUACAUAAACGCAACGUCAAGUUUUAGUUUGCAAAGCAUUGUGGGAUUGUAGUGUGCUGUCAGUUACUUCUCCUUCCUUCAUCCUGGCUUUAUUUACCAGAAAAACUACAUAUCCCGGCUUGCCGUAGUCACAAAUGCGGAAGUACAAGGUCUUUGGCGUGAACGACGGUUGCUAUCAGUAUUCAGCGAGUUGAGAUAAUGUUUGGAUAGUUUGUUCGCGCCUCCUAGCAAGUCGAAGGUCGCCAAACAACUGACGACAUAAGUGUCUUUCUUUAAAAAAUGGCCACUAUUGUAUUUUACUCCUUCAAAAAUAGAGCACAAGCUACGUCGAGGCGAAGCUUCAUUUCAAAUUUAAAGUGGCUUUCUAGAGCCGGACAGUCGCGUCCGUCAUGUCCCCCUUCCAGCGGUCCUUUGACAACAUCCAGGACUACCGGGGUCCGGUUCAUGUCCCAUGGGACCGCAGCCGGUCGAAGCAGGAGGGGAGUCUUGGCGCUGAGCGGAGCCGCUGCAGUCACCACAGCAGCCGCGGCGUUGGCAGGCUUUCUAGCCAACGUCAACCACUUCCGGCAGGCUGAGAUGGCCACUUUGGUACCCCGAGCAGCCGAGGAGACGGACCAGGAGGGGGACAUUUUAAGCAGAUGCCGCGGGUUCAUGUCUCCUCCAGUCACCGACGUGGCUGUACUGCAGGAGAGAAAAGACGAGAUGUGUACCAGGAUGGAGAUGCUCAUCAUGGAGACGCAGGCCGAAUUCUGCAAAGCCUUGCAAGAGGUGGACGGCGGGACCUUCAAGGUUGACCGGUGGGAUAGAAAAGAAGGUGGUGGGGGGAUCAGCUGCGUCAUGCAGGAUGGAGAAGUGUUCGAGAAGGCUGGAGUCAACGUUUCUGUGGUGUUCGGACACCUGACGGAAGACGCCGCCCGGCAGAUGAGGAGCAGAGGGAAGGUCCUCAAAGGGAAGGAUGGCAAGCUUCCGUUUUGUGCCAUGGGCGUGAGCUCCGUCAUCCACCCCAAGAACCCCCACAUCCCCACCGUGCACUUCAACUACAGAUACUUCGAGAUCGAAGAGGAGGACGGCUCCAAGCAGUGGUGGUUCGGAGGGGGCACAGACCUGACUCCAGUUUAUGUCAAUAAAGACGACGCCUUUCACUUCCAUAACACCCUGAAGGAGGCCUGCGACAAGCACCAUUCCCAGUACUACCCCGACUUCAAGAAAUGGUGCGACAGGUAUUUCUACAUCCGUCACAGAGGAGAGACUCGCGGCAUCGGAGGGAUCUUCUUCGACGACCUCGACGCCCCCGGCCAGGAGGAGGCCUUCGGCUUUGUGAAAAGCUGCGCCCGCACCGUGGUGCCGUGCUACCUCCCCAUCGUCUACAAACACCUCCACGACCCCUUCACUGACCACGAGAAGCACUGGCAGCAGGUGCGGCGAGGAAGGUACGUGGAGUUCAACCUGGUGUACGACCGCGGGGUGAAGUUCGGCUUGGCCACGCCCGGAUCCAGAAUCGAGAGCAUCCUGAUGUCCCUGCCCCUCACCGCCAGGUGGGAGUACAUGCACGAGCCCGCCCGCGGUACCCGAGAGGCCGAGAUGCUGGAGGUGCUCCGAAACCCCAAGGAGUGGGUGUGACCUCAGCGUGUUCUAAAAAUAGACUUAAAAUGAUCUUUUUGUUAUUUUUCUUGUGAAGCGGCCGUGUGGUCAUGUGACACUGGCGUGUAUGAAUGUACAUGAUGCUGUCUGUCUGCUCUUUCCAGUUGUUGACCGUUAGGAUUAGGUUCUGUCUAAAUGUCAGGUGGGUGCUGCCUUCACAAACACCCCAAAGGUUUUUCACGUAUGUAUGUAUGUACGUAUGUAUGUAUGUAUGUAUGUAUGUAUGGAUGCAUGGAAAGAUCGUGAUCAAACACAAGGCACAUUUCACAUCUUUUAUUACAAAUACAUGUGCAUAUUAAUAAGGUUUCCUUUGCAUUUUGUGUUGCCUUGCUAUCUCUACAGCAUAUAUCUUGGCUAAGGCAUUGCGUAACAGAGCCCAGUGAGUAAAAAAAUGGCGACCAACACGACUCCUGAGGCUCCCGUUGAAGUGUCGACGUUCACAGAUCAACUCGUAACAAAACAUGACAAAAAUUAGAAGUAAUUAGUGCUUGUGUGGUCCUCAAACGUCUCACACCAACUACCACCUCAAAUGUUCAACUUAUUGCAAACUAAAAAAUAUCUUGGCGUUCCACUGAAUGGCGCCUCCGUACCACCAGUAGUACUGGUGCCACAGUUUGAGUACUAUCAAUGUAGGUGAAAUGAAUUGCAUUUUAUGUUACAUUCAAGUCAAUUCCCUCUUGAAGCUAAAAAAAAAAAAAAAACUUUAAAUUUCAGGUUUGUUUUGACAAUUUUUAGUGAUCAAAGUAUUUACUUGCAUCCAAAGUGCUUUGACUUCUUGAUGUGCUAGUAUAAUUCCAUUAGUAUCAAAGCACACAAAUAUACAUGUACUGCAUUUAUAUACACAUAUACACACACAUGCUCAACAUGGACUUUGUCCUCUACUGCAUUAAAUACAACAAUCUUCUCUUCCUAUGCAAGGAACUCCUUCAAGUGCACGUAAGGAAGGAAGUGAAACAGUCAGCAAGAAGAAGAAGACGAGGCAUGAAGGCAUGGAACUUGGCAUGCACUGAUCCUGGUAUCAAACUGCUGGCUGCAAGUCGCCAAUUCCCUGCCUCCAUGCCUCCAUGCCUCCAUGCACGCCCCCUAGCGGUUACAAUCCCUCAAUGCGGAUCGGGAGCAGACUCGGAAUCCACGUCCACACGCACGCGUGGACUUUCCUAUUGGACUCUCGUCUGCUCGCUGAUGUUGAAAAUGUUUGCGUGUGGAUAACACCCCCCCCCCCCCCCCCUCCGGUCCCAUCAUAUAUCCAUGCACAACAUUCCAUAAGCAUAUCUUUUUUUUCCUGACUUUUCCAUAACGUCUUCCAAUGUUUUCAUCCCAUUCUGCUAGCAUUUCCUGAUUGAAAAUAAGUUAACAAUUCAACCAAUUGGCUCGUUUGGCAAAGUAUGAAUAAAUGUAAACUUGCACUGCAAUGAUGAGACAAUGAUGCCAAAUAUGAUCAUAACCAGUAUAACGUUCAUACGUUAUACCUGCACUAAAAACACCAACCCUUCAACCCUUCAUUUCCACUCCAACGUCUUCAUACUUUUGGCCUCACGUUUUACGUCUGAUUGACGGGUGACAGCAUCCUUCCUCGGAUGACAUCUUGAUACUAAUGCUAAGCUGGAAAAUGUUGGAUUCAUCCAUCAUCA
This is a messenger RNA of Doryrhamphus excisus (bluestripe pipefish), 4802 nucleotides long. It is a transcript of the gene cpox, whose product is annotated as coproporphyrinogen oxidase. Gene Ontology annotation, molecular function: coproporphyrinogen oxidase activity. Gene Ontology annotation, cellular component: cytoplasm. Lineage: Eukaryota; Metazoa; Chordata; Actinopteri; Syngnathiformes; Syngnathidae. The record is from RefSeq and is a predicted model, not a curated record.